AUGACUUCAGAGGAGACGAUGAAGGCCGUUGUAUUCAAGGGCAAGCUGCAAAUUGCGAUUGAGGAUAGACCCAUUCCCAAAAUCCAAGAUCCCAAGGACAUCAUUGUCAAAGUCAGGUACUCUGCGCUUUGUGGAAGUGAACUUCAUGUCUUUCGAGGCCACCAGCCUUCGGGCACUGGCUUCAUCAUGGGCCAUGAGUUUACCGGAGAGGUUGUCGAGACGGGUUCCGACGUCAAAUCGGUGAAAAAGGGCGAUAAGAUCGUCACGCCCUUUACCACCAACUGCGGAGAAUGCUUCUACUGUAAGAGAGGAUUCUCAUCGCGUUGCGAGAAGAGCCAACUGUUCGGAUCGGCGACGCUCGACGGCGGGCAAGCAGAAUAUUGUCGAAUCCCGCAGGCGGACAGCACCGUCAUCAAGGCGCCCCCAAGUAUUCAGGAGAAUAAGCUUGUGCUGAUGGCCGACAUCUUUCCGACUGGGUAUUUUGCCGCUGCCAACGCUUUCCGGGGGCUGGACCAGGAAGUGAUAUCGCAGAGCGUCGUCCUCCUCAUUGGCUGUGGACCAGUUGGUCUAUGUUCGCUUGUCUGCGCACUCGAGUUCAAACCCAAGGCUAUCCUCGCCAUCGACGGCGUGGAGGCUCGUUUAGAGCAGGCUCGAAAGCUCGGCGCGGAACCGUGGAACUACCAAACCGACAAGGAGGGGUUGAAGAAGCGUGUGUUGGAGCUCUCGGAGGGAAGGGGAGCAGACACGGCAAUCGAGCUGGUCGGCCAAAGCAGUGCGUUGGCCUUGGCCUUUGAACUCCUGAGGCCGUGGGGCAACAUUUCUAGCAUCGGGGUUCACAACGGCGAGAUUCCAUGGAACGGCAACCAGGCGUACGCGAAGAACUUGAGGAUUCAGAUGGGCAGAUGUCCGGUUCGCAGCCUCUUCGAAGAGGCCUUGGCCGUUCUGGAGAAGAAACAGGACCAGCUGGACUUCCUGACUGACAACAUCAAGCCUCUUUCGGAAGCGGCCAAGUGGUACGACGAGUUCAACAACAUGAGAGUUCAAAAGGUGGUGUUUGAGGCGGACAAAUGA
Molecule: messenger RNA, 1071 nt
Organism: Fonsecaea erecta
Lineage: Eukaryota; Fungi; Ascomycota; Eurotiomycetes; Chaetothyriales; Herpotrichiellaceae
Exons: 2
Coding region: 1-1071 (356 amino acids)
Molecular function (GO): zinc ion binding; oxidoreductase activity
Source: RefSeq, a predicted model, not a curated record